Fusarium graminearum PH-1 is the source of this 1911-nucleotide messenger RNA. RefSeq lists its product as uncharacterized. Gene Ontology annotation, molecular function: chitin synthase activity. Lineage: Eukaryota; Fungi; Ascomycota; Sordariomycetes; Hypocreales; Nectriaceae. The transcript is spliced from 3 exons. The record is from RefSeq and is a predicted model, not a curated record. The coding region runs from base 1 to 1911 and encodes 636 amino acids.
AUGGAUCCUCUCUCAAUCGCGACGGGAUGCGCCAGUCUCGUGACGACCAUUGGAGGCUUGACUUUGUCCAUCAAUUCAUUUGUGCGAAAUUGCAGAGAAGCUCGUAGCGAUUUGGAUAGCGUAUCACGCGAGCUGCACUCCCUAGAAACAGUCCUUGAGCUGAUCGAAGAAGACGCCAAAGACGACACAAAGCCAUUCCCCGAGACUAUCCAGCGCCAUGUUUCUGGUAUCGUGACAAAUUGCGGCUCCGUUGUCGUCGAAAUCCAGACAUGUAUAACAAAAUAUGGGGAUGGCAAUGUCAGAAGUAAGGCCGCAUGGGUGCUUAAUGGCCAAGGCGACAUGGGAAAGUUAAGAUCCAGUCUGGAAGCUCAUAAAUCGGCACUGGAGCUGGCACUCGACAUGCUUACGUUGUCCCUCACGAAAGAUAUCAAGACCGACACUACCGAAAUUCGCAACGACACAGCUGCUAUUAAAGACGACACGGCUCAGAUUCUUCAAGAAAUUGCACAGCUUCAAGCCCGACUGCCCGAAACAGCCGCUGCACCGAAUGAUUUCAUCUUACAGAAGUUUCUUGAGGACAUGGCAACUUAUACAGAAACAACUCUUGAUGUUGAUGGGGGAUUCAGUGACCGAGCAAGCUCGAAGGCUCUGUCAUUCAUAGACGAGUGCGAGGAGAGCCCGCGUGUAUCAAACCCUUUUGAUAUUCCUAUCCCGACCUCACAGAACGAGGACAACAUCGAGUCCAAUCAAGUGUCUCACUCACCUGCCAUGAUAUAUGGUGGCGCUGGUGUGAACAAGGCAGACGACCUGGAACAUCCCAAAGAGAAGCCUUUUGCCAAGCUGGCAAAACGGGAAUCUCUAAUCAAGGGCUACGACGCCGAUUUGGUCGAAACACACGUGGCAUCCCAAAGACUUUCACCCUCUUUAAGACCGACUCCUAGACCCAAGAAACUAGAACCAAUCACUCUAAAACCUGCGAGGGCCAAGUCCUCGGAUUACGAUUACGUGGUAGAACAAACAUCCGCUACUACACUUGAUCCAACAAGGAAUGUUGAAACAGUCCUCACGAAUCCAAGGCCAGACCAUGUUAUACCGUCUAUUCCACAAAACUUACUGUCUGACAAGCCUAGGGUGGAACCCGGCGCAGAAUUAAAAAAUCUAUCGCCAGAGAUGGUGUUUCGGAUAGCUUACAGCGUCCACCCAUUUUUUAACAACUUUGUCCACGAUGUGCCCGUUCCUGAAGCGAUCCUGAAGGCCGUUCCUCUUACAAACGAACGUGAAUUCACUACCUCUAGAUUCACUUGGGUAACGUGCCCACCGCACAAGAUGGUUGCUGAAAGCUAUUGCCUCAGACCCACGUUUUACACCACAACGCCGGUGACGAAAUUUAUACUACUGGUGGUGGUGAGACCUUUGGGCCGAGGCCUGAGAAACACAUGGAGCCUGAUCCAUAAAGCAAUUGCAUAUGCAGAAGAGAGGAUUGGACCGGAGACAUGGAAACAGAUUCGUGUGCACAUCCAUAUUGAAUGGCAUAUUUCCAAACUUUGUUUCGGGUUUCUCAAGAUAAUCGGGGCAAUUGAGGAUUUUAACAUUCCUGCCAAACCAGUCCGUAACAAAAUGGUUCUGCACGCGGCUCUUACCCAAGACACUCUGGAAGUUACGGGGAAAUACGUUGAAGGCACCAUCCAAGAGCUGAUACAGGCACAGUCCACUGUGCAACUUCGUGAGGCGUACAGCGGAGAAAGCGAUAUGGAUUCUCUAAACAGCAAUAUCCAUAGAGACCAUACCUUUCUGUAUAGGGCGUGGACUGCCAAAAAGCCUCUGGCCACGACCAAUGACUCCAUUGGCCUUAUCAAGUUUGAUGAUCUAGUUAAGCAAACAAGAACAUUCAAAGAAAGGCUUUUGGGGUAG